UUUCCUUAGUCUGAACUUGAUUUCCAAUCAGCAGCUGAGCAGAAAACGACCCCACAGUUGUUUUUCUCCCCGACGAUGAUAGUGUAAAUAUUGUGGUCAAUCGUGUCAAGAUGGGUUCAUAUCACCUGUGUUUGUUAUUAUUAGGGAUAAUCGUUUUCCAGCUGAGUUUGGUUGCCGCACGUCGCAGACGUUUUAGAGAAUGCCCAGAAGAAAGAUUGAAAGUGAGGGAAAACAUGGCAGAUGUAGUACUUACCGGCACUGUCAAACGACUAUACGGUGGCCAAGAUGGUUUGUACAGUGGUGAAGUGCUGGUGAAGAGAGUGGUAAAAGGUGGUCAUUUGAGACCUGGUGAAUCGCUUCUUGUGGAAGGUUUCGGCAAUUCUGAUAUUUGUACCAGUAAAGUUAUUGCGAGAGAUUCGAAAAUAUUUCUUCUAAGCCAAUUAGAAACCGGGCGUUUCAGACUUAACUCAAGCAUGGUUCGAAUCAAUGCACCGAAUUUGGAUAAAAUAACUGCGACUGUAAAAGGCAUCCCUUACAGAAGAAGACCACCGAUAAAUGACGAGCCUUGUGAGAAGAAGCACUGCAAAUUUAAUGGUGAUUGUUUUGAAGAAAAUCGCCGAGCAGUAUGCCGAUGUCCAACAAAUUGUAAAGAGCAUUACAACCCUGUAUGUGGAAGUGAUGGCAUGAAUUACAACACUGAAUGUCAGAUGCGAGUCGACUCUUGUCGUAAAAAGAAGAAUAUAUAUGUGAAGCAUGAAGGACUGUGCUCGCGUACAGAAUUUUCUUAAUCUUCAUAUUUGUAUGUGAGAGUUCAUGUCUUUAUACAAUCAUUGCAUGUUGAGAAUUUAACUAUUUAAUAUAUUCAAUUUACGAUGAAUUUUACAGUCUUGAAGCGUUUAAAUAAAAUACUACUACUUUUUAAAAAAGAUUCUGGAACUUAUUUUAUUAUAGAAGAAAAUUGCAGUUUGAAAACUAAUUUAUUUGGUAUUUCCUACGAAGUAAUAACCAGGUGAAGCUAUACAAAUUUGCCAUCAUUCAGACAAAAAUGUAAACGCUGAUUGCAAGUUUUCAUUUACCACCUCCUCCAAGGUCUUCGUCGUUACACUUCUUCAGGACUUGAGAAUCGUAGUUCCUUAAGCAAAUUCUCCAUCUAAUUUAUAUGGCAGUGGCAUAGUGACUUGGGGGUAAGGGGUAUCACCAUCAUUCAGACAAAAAUGUAAACGCUGAUUGCAAGUUUUCAUUUACCACCUCCUCCAAGGUCUUCGUCGUUACACUUCUUCAGGACUUGAGAAUCGUAGUUCCUUAAGCAAAUUCUCCAUCUAAUUUAUAUGGCAGUGGCAUAGUGACUUGGGGGUAAGGGGUAUCACCCUGGGGACAAGACAUUAGUGCGCUUAUGACAGUUUUAAAGUUAAAUAUCCCGAUAGAGAGGAUAAAAAUUGUUUACUCUUUCUAACUUGUAACACGAGAAAGAAGGGGACGAAACAUUCCUAUUGCGCUCCGGGUGCCAGUUACGCUCGCUCUGGGUAAUAGUCUGAAUGUGCCAUUCCUGGAAUGUGUUGCUUUGAAAAGUAUUUUGACAUCAGGACAGACUUAUGUGUUGGUGUAUCAUUGUGAUGGAGCAAGUAUGACUUGGCCUUUCGCAUAUUUGCCGAACUACUGUCUCACUGAAUUUGCAAAGUUUUAUAUAAAAAGUUCUCCUACUUUGACAAUAGUUUUUCGACUGCCAUUUUGCGCAAUAUUUUCGACAAUGAUAACUUUUUUUACUCUCUUCGAAACUGACAGCUACCUUCAACCUUCCAUAAUCUCGUUACUCUCGAUCCUUUUUGAGCCGUCGAUACUUUGCAAACUCUACUUUGACUCAUUGCUAUUUCAACGGGAAUUUGCGAUCAUUUGAAAAAAAAAAAAAAAAAAAAAAAACUCAGCAAAAGUAAACAUAAUUUGACAAUUUACCGCUUUUUAAAAUUUGGCAUCUUUAGCUAUAUCCUUGCGCUGUAUGUAUAUGAACUGGAUGGAAUCAGCUCUGAUUAGACAGUCACGUGAUUCAAUUGGCUUGUUCAGUUGGAAAUGGUAUAAAUCAUGAAAUGGCGCAUUGAAUGGUAUUUGGUUUGAAAAAUAUUUUUAAAGUUACGGAAUCUUUUACAUUUAGUAGUAAAUUAAAAGAGAUUAAGCAAUGAAUCAUAUUAAGAUUUCUGUAACAGUAACUCUUGAACUCAUUGUUAUUCUUUGAUUAAUAAGCAUAUCUUCUAUUAUUUAAUUUUCAACCGAUUAUAAUCCUUAUAAAAGCAUGAAAUUUCUCUUUUAAUCCAAUCUAGGGAAUUUCGCUGGGUCUUCCUUAGACAUAUAUUUUACGAUUUCAGAAUGUUCUAACACUUUCCAUUGUAGUAUUCAUAGUACAGAAGGUACAAAAUUUCUGUACUUUCUUAAUCGGGUUUAAACUCUUCAGGAGCAGUAAUACAUAUUAUUAUCACAUGUGCUUCAGCCUUUAUUUAUUUAAUUUUGAAUAUUUUAAUGUUAAUCAAUGAAAUGAUUUACUUAAUAUUUGCACAGAAGUUGAAAAUAUUUUUUAUUAACAAAAUUGUAAUUAAAUGGACUUAAUUUUGAAAUAAAUACUUUUAAUUAAAAAGUUAAGUUUAGAAAUAAUUUUAAAUAUUUUUUGAGUGUUCCUUACGCUUAUUUAUGUAGAAUUCGAGGAAUAUAAAAAGAAAAUGGCAGUGUUGUGAUAUUUUCUGUCUUUCGACAAUCUUAAUGACUUGAUAGAAAGCCGUUUUAUUUUCAAUCGGAUAUUUUAGGCAAAUCUGCCUUAAGACAUGGAGAACUUGAAAUAAAAUUUUAAAUAAAGCUUACAAGGAACUUUUAUAGUUGAUCGAACUCCGAUUAGGCUAGCGAGACUCUGUCAUAUUCUGAAACUGAGGUUAAUAAAAAAUAUUUAAAACAGCGAGAUUUGAAAAUUUUAUAAAUUCUAAGUCAUUGAAAAAUUUGAUUUCCUAAAUACGAUUCCAUGCCUUAGUAAAACCAUUUCUUUGAGAUAAAUGAUUGCUGUGAUAUAACCAAAAUUCUGUGGUAGUCAUUCUUUUAGAUUAAUAUAUCAUUUUAUACAAAAUAUUAAUAUGUGAAUAUCUAAGGACUAAAGGCAGCUAUGUAUUAAUUUAGGAAACUAAUAAUAAAGAGAAGGCAGGAACAAACUAUACAAGACAAUGAUGCAUGUACGCUUCAUUUACAAUUUUGAAAUUUUAAAAUUAAUCUCGAAUAAUUUAAAAAUUAAUUAUUAAACUAUCGAAACAGGAUGGCUUUUGAAUAAAAAAAAAUGUUAACAAGCAAUUACAAAUGCUUAAUCAAUUUUAAUUAGGAAAUUAAAUUUUAAAUUUUUAAUAAUAUUUGUAUUA
This is a messenger RNA of Argiope bruennichi, 3383 nucleotides long. RefSeq names its product agrin-like. Gene Ontology annotation, biological process: G protein-coupled acetylcholine receptor signaling pathway; receptor clustering; cell differentiation. Gene Ontology annotation, molecular function: laminin binding. The transcript has 3 exons. Bases 111 to 788 code for a protein of 225 amino acids. The record is from RefSeq and is a predicted model, not a curated record. NCBI's taxonomy places the organism in Eukaryota, Metazoa, Arthropoda, Arachnida, Araneae, Araneidae.